AUGGGAGGCGCCGCCUUACCUGUCAGGCUGCUCGCCGCGGAGGAUGACGUGUGUGCUGCCGCUGGCCGGCAGCCUAUCAGAGAGGCCGCCAGACUGCCGCUGCGCUGCCGAGCCUGCCGUAAAGAGGAGGACCGGGCUGAAGGAAGGCGCGUGAUUCGCUCUCAGGAGAUGGAGAUGAGAGACGAAAAGCUUCUUGCAGAACUUAUCAGGAAGGUUAAUAUGAGCAAAAAUAAUUUCAAGAAGUGGGUGAAGUCUGCAAAUACCACAACAUAUGCUAGUUUUGUGGCCACUCAGGAAAUAGUCAAGCACAGGAAGCCCUUCACCGAUGGAGAGUAUAUAAAAGAAGCAUUCAUUAAUAUCUCGGAACAUCUAUACAUGGACGUCAAAAACAAAAAUGAAAUUGUGCAGAAAAUCAAAAACAUGCCACUCUCUGCGAAGACUGUCAAAGACAGAACCCUAAAAAUGGCAGAAAACAUUAGCAAACAGCAAAUUCAAGACAUUAAUUCAGUUAUGGCAUACUCCAUUGCCUGUGAUGAGUCCAAAGAUAUUGGUGAUAUUGAACAAAUAGCGCUGUUCUGCCGAUAUGUGAACUCUUUUGGGCCACAGGAAGAACUGAUUGAGCUGAUACCACUAAAAGACCAAACAAGGGGUGAGGAUAUCUGUAAGGCUGUCCUGGACUUUUUAACUGCUAAAAAAAUAAACACUAACCUCCUGGUCUCAGUAGCUACUGAUGGGGCACCGAGCAUGAGAGGAGCACAGAAGGGCUUUGUGGCUCUACUGCAGAAGGCGUUGGGUAGAAGGCUGCUGUCACUUCAUUGCAUCCUGCACCAAGAGGCAUUGUGUGCUCAAACAUUUCCGCCGGAAUGCACAAAAGUGAUGGAUAUGGUCAUUCAGAUUGUAAAUAAGAUAAUGGCAAAGGGUUUAAACCACCGCCAGUUCCGUUUGUUAUUGGAUGAGGUCGAAAGCAAAUAUUCUGACCUCCUGCUCCACAACAAGGUCCGGUGGCUGUCCAGAGGCGAGGUGCUAAAACGCUUUGUCACAUGUUUGGAAGAAGUAAAAACCUUCCUGGACAGCAAAGAGCUCACCUUUGCUGAGCUGGAACAGCCAGAGUGGCUGGAAAAAUUACAUUUUAUGGUAGACAUGACAGCACAUCUAAACACGCUAAAUACAACCCUUCAGGGGAAAGGAGGCACAGCCCUGCAUAUGCUGGAGGAGGUUUUGGCAUUCGAGCGCAAGUUGACAGUGUUUGUCAAAGAUUUACAGAGAGGCACACUGUCUCACUUUCCCUCUUUGAGAGAGUUCAAACAAAGUCAUGAUACAAUCAAUUUGGAAUAUUUCAAGUCUGCAAUCACCGCAAUGCAAAGUUCAUUUGGGAAACGAUUCUGUGAGUUCAGAGAGGAAAAAACCACAUUAUCCUUCCCUGUCACUCCCCUGGAGAUCGAUCCAUCCCUAUUGAAUAUGACUGCAUUUACAGGUGUAAAUCAACCUGAUCUUGAGAUGGAAUUGGCCGAUAUAGCCGACAAAGAUCUAUGGGUGUCCAAGUUCAAAUGCUUGACCGCUACUCUUGAGGAUGUUGCCCGUCAGAAGGCCAUUCUGGCUCAGAAUCAUAAAUGGACUGAUAUUGAAAACCUUCCCAAACAGGACAAACUUGUAUUCGAAACAUGGAAUGCCAUCCCCAACACUUAUAUAAACAUGAAAAAGUAUGCAUUUGGAGUGCUGUCGAUCUUCGGCUCCACAUAUGUAUGUGAGCAGGUCUUCUCCAACAUGAACUAUAUUAAAAACAAACAUCGAUCACGCCUCACAGAUGACAGCUUGCAAGCCUGUGUGAAAAUGAAGGUGACGUCUUACAGCCCUGAUGUGCAGACACUGUGCACUGAGGUUCAGGAGCAAAAAUCCCAUUAA
Erpetoichthys calabaricus (reedfish) is the source of this 1902-nucleotide messenger RNA. RefSeq names its product general transcription factor II-I repeat domain-containing protein 2A-like. The record is from RefSeq and is a predicted model, not a curated record. Gene Ontology annotation, molecular function: protein dimerization activity. NCBI's taxonomy places the organism in Eukaryota, Metazoa, Chordata, Cladistia, Polypteriformes, Polypteridae. Bases 1 to 1902 code for a protein of 633 amino acids. The transcript has 2 exons.